Molecule: messenger RNA, 1679 nt
Organism: Impatiens glandulifera
Lineage: Eukaryota; Viridiplantae; Streptophyta; Magnoliopsida; Ericales; Balsaminaceae
Product: protein BIG GRAIN 1-like B
Exons: 1
Coding region: 331-1536 (401 amino acids)
Biological process (GO): auxin-activated signaling pathway
Source: RefSeq, a predicted model, not a curated record
CUCUAUCUCUCUCCUUCUCUUUCUCUGUGAGUAAGUCAGGCGUGGGCGUCCUGCUUUCAUUGCUAAACCUUCAUCAAUGGAGGGAGGGGCAUUAUUAUUAUUAUUAUUAUUAUUAUUAUGAAUUUGCAAGUGCAUUUCUUCAAUCAUGGCGAAUCUCACAUAUAUAUAGCAGCUGUUCAUCACAAUCAUUAUGUGUGUUUCUUCCAUUAACAUCCUAUCUUUUCCUGCUUUAAUUACUUAAUUGGUUCUCUUCAACCAGACAGUAAAGCGAUCUUCAUAUCAUUUCUCAUCCCUCACUUCCUCGAUCCAACUAUAUAUAAAAGCCGCGUCAUGGAUCGGCGAGAUAGGUCACUAAGAGAUAAUCGAUUUCCAAGUCGCCGGGAUCAAGAGAGUCCGUCUUUCUCAUCCACUCUGCUCGACUCAAUUUACCGUUCCAUAGAUUCGGAAGGCAUGGUGCUCUACAAGGAGAAGUUGAUCAAUCGAACGGGAUUCGAGGAGAACGAUCACGAGGAGAUGGACAAGCUUCGUAGAGCUUGUUUAAUUGAAAAGUGGAUGGAGAAGAAGGUGACUGAGAAGGUUGUACGAGGCAGAGGAUCCAUGCCGGAUAAUUUCCAACGGAAGCCGCGAAGCAAUAUUGAAAAUAGUCGUGAUCCGUUUUGGCUGUCACAUUCAAGCUCAACCUCUUCAGAUUCGAGUUCCGGUAGUGGAUUCUCGUCUUCGGAGGCGGAAUCAGGAUACAAACCUCCAAAGAUGAUCCACCGAACUCAGCCGGAGAAAUUCAACAAGAGGAUGAAGGAUCAGAAAGACUUAUCGAAAACGAAGCAUGAAAACGGUUAUGUUAACACCAAGUCGAAGGCGGCGAUGAAGAUAUUCAACGAUUUUAAAAAGUCCAAACAGCCACUCUCUCCCGGCGGCCGGUUGACGAGUUUCAUCAACUCACUUUUCACAACCACAACCAGCAGCAAGAAGAAAACAACAUCGGCUGCUGCAGGAGAUCAACGCAAGGAGAUGGCGAAAACAAAAUACGCUCAGCCAUCGACGACGACGACUUGUUCGUCGGCUUCGUCAUUUUCACGGUCAUGUCUAAGCAAAACACAAUCAUCCAGAGAAAAAUUGAGCAGUUCUAAGAGAUCCGUAAAAUUCUGUCCGGUUAACAUCAUCGUGGACGAAUAUUAUCAAGCUCCAGUAUACGACGACGUUGAUAUCACUAUCCCUAGCUUGGAAUCGAUGAAACAUCAUGAAAUCAUGAUCAGAAACUCCAUGAGAGAAGAAUUAAAACUACAAAUCCUGGAGAGAAACCGCCGCGUUGAAGAAGGUAAUAAAAAGUACCAUACAAGUACUACUACUGUUCAUCAUGUAAAACAGGAAAUUGAUGAUGAUGAAGAAGAAGACGAUGCUGCAAGCUGUGCAAGUUCUGAUUUGUUCGAGCUUGAUAGUCUUUCCGCCAUUGGAAUGGACGAAGAAGAACUUCCAGUUUAUGAAACCACUCAAUAUCUCAGAACCAAUCGCGCCAUCCCAAAUGGCUUUCUUCCAUAGUGGCUUGGCUUGGCUUAAUAGAAAAGCAGUUAAUUAAUUUUGGUUCCUAUUUUUUGGGGGAGUUUUAGUUAAUAUUGGUAAUUGGUGGGUUUGUUUGUUUUUCUUUUCAGUCAGAAAUAAUUAAUGAUUAAUUUACUUUUUUU